Messenger RNA from Zea mays, 569 nucleotides. RefSeq lists its product as uncharacterized. The transcript has a single exon. Lineage: Eukaryota; Viridiplantae; Streptophyta; Magnoliopsida; Poales; Poaceae. The coding region runs from base 67 to 384 and encodes 105 amino acids. The record is from RefSeq and is marked predicted.
CGCCUUCCAGCUCUAUUUCUAUGCCUCUGCCGGUUCGCAGGGCCUUAGCUUUCAUGAGCACUGGAGAUGGACAUCGAGUCGGUGAGGUGCGCCUGCUGUAGCCUCAGAGAGGACUGCACCCAGGAAUACAUAGACAAUGUCAAGGGCAGCUUUGGGGGGAGAUGGCUCUGUGGCUUGUGCUCCGAGGCUGUAAGGGAUGAGCUCAGCAAACACAGGACCGGCCAGGGUAGAGUUGAAGAGGCUGUCAAGGCUCACAUGGAAUUCUGCAGGAUGACGCUGUCAAGCCCAGCUGUCCGGGUAGCCGAUGGCAUGAAGGAGAUGCUCAGGAGGAGGUCAGGGGACAAGAGGAGGCCAGCAACGCCAUCAAAAGCACACCCAGCAUAGCAAGGUAGGUAAGGGCUGUCGACAGAGAUGCUUCUAGUCGCCUUAAGGUCAGUGCAUCGAUGUGGGAGCCUCUCAAAUCUACUAAAUGUAUGUGUCCUACUAUAAGUAUAUUGUAUUUAUAUAUAAUACAGGCAGCAUGUCAACUGUAAAUAUGAGCGAUAUUAUUAAUCCGAGGUUUCAUGAUC